GCGUCUGUUCGCAUUCCUAAUCGGAGCAGGUUGUCCACUUCACACUUCCCAAUCUGACGAAUGUGGCUUUCCCUUAUAUCAAUUGAGAAUCAAAGGUCCAAUUUACAGUUUAUGCUUGUAUAUUUCCGACGCUAGCUUUUGAGACUUUAACACAUCGAGCCACGCUGUAAGCCGCAAGGUGUAGCGCAGAUCUUUACCUGUAAAUCCGAUCAUCCCUCAAUACACCUCUUUAAUGAUGCUAAUCACCACCACAUACAUUGAGCAUCGUUGAUGUGAUCUCUCAUCAAAAAUUGAGUUGAAUCUUUUCUGGUGCACCCCUCGGCAAUCCUCAGAUGAGAUUGAUGCCUCUUCCUGCAGAACAUCGAUCCUCGUGAUGCGCCCAAAGAUCUGCAGAUCCGGAACGCCAGUGGAAACCUAGAUAUAUGCUUCAUUUUCGGCAUCUAUACAGGAUAUGGAUAGAAUUUUGCACAUAAAUAUGGAUCUACCCUUCGUCCAUGUAUUAUCAAUAUUCUCAUUAGACUCUACUUCGUUAAACUUUGUUUAGUAUUGCCGUGAACACUAUCCAUUGCACGAUCUUCAAUCAUUACAAACAACCUAUCAUACUAAUUUUCACUAUGCAUACUAAGAACCUUCUUGUACUCUUUGCCCUCACAACCUCUAUUUUUUCUGCUCCCAUACCGUCUCCUAGAUUCUCAAGUCUUGGUUCAGCCUUCGGUAACUUGAAUUGGAACGGCGCGGGCAACUCUGUUGGCAAUGGGAACAAGGGUAAUGGGAAUGAUAAUGGUAAUGGAUCAGGAUCAAAUAAUGGGAAUGGAAAUGUUUUUGGAAACGGAAAUGCUAUUGGGAGCGGAAACUCCGGUAUCGACGUUUUGAAGCGUGGAUCUGGCUCGAAUAUUUUGGGCAGUGCUUUUGGAAACUUGAAUUCCAAUGGUGGGGGCAAUGCUGCUGGAAACGGCAACGCCCAUAAUGGUAACGGUAAUGGCGUUGGAUCAGGAUCAUACAAUGGGAAUGGUAAUACGUUCGACAAUGGGAAUGCUAUUGGGAGCGAUAACUCAGGAAUAAGCAUCUUGAAUCGUAGAUCUGGUUCAAAUAUUGUGGGCAGUGCUUUAAGCAACUUGAAUGGGAAUGGCAAUGACAAUUCUGCCGGAAACAAGAACUGGGGUAAUGGAAACGGGAAUGGAGAUAACAGCGGAAGCUCGGAUGGCAACGGCAACAUUUUCGGAAACAAGAAUUCUAUCGGGUCAGGAAACUCAGGAUUCAGCAUCCUCAACAAGGUAAGGAGAUCAAAACCCCCUACUCUAUCAUCAUACGUCAACGGUGUAUGGGUUGCUGCCAUCGAUCCCAUUACCAAUUCUCUAUCAUCAUCUGGAGAUGCCGCAAACACUGUUGGCACAGUUGCAGAUACUUUGGGGGGCAAUGGCGGUUCCAAUACUGUUGGUUCUUCCAAUUCGGGGAACGGAAAUGGUAAUGGCAAUGGAUCAGGUUCAAACAAUGGAAAUGGCAAUACAUUCGGCAAUGGCAAUCAAAUCCUUUCUAAUAACGGCGGCGUCAACGUCGAUCCCACUAUCAACUUCACAUAGAUGGCAAUUAGCAAAAACCAGAACUAACACAUCCACCCAUCAGGUGCGUCGCCAAUCCGACGCGGCCGAUAUAAUUCCAGAUCAAACAGUCACCGGAUUUACCAAAGUUAUUACCGAAGCUUUCAAUAGCUUUCUCCCAACGGCUUUGCCAGACAUAAUCAAAGGUGCACUUACCGGUACCGAGUCGGAUUUCGGAAAGGGACAAGUUGAAAAGCGCCAGUUGGUAUUGACUGGAUUAGGCGACGUUAUUGCACAGGAUGUUGCUGCCUUCAUUCCUUAGAUGAGGUUGUAUUUUGUAUAUUGUAUGAUGCAUAUUGUAUUGUGUCUAAGCGUCGAAAUUGUAUAACGAAUCUGAUAAUUGUUACGAGUUAAUUUUGUAUAUAAUAUGUUUUUGAAAUAUUUAUACA
Molecule: messenger RNA, 1987 nt
Organism: Botrytis cinerea B05.10
Lineage: Eukaryota; Fungi; Ascomycota; Leotiomycetes; Helotiales; Sclerotiniaceae
Exons: 6
Coding region: 615-1580 (321 amino acids)
Source: RefSeq, a predicted model, not a curated record